Nannizzia gypsea CBS 118893 is the source of this 1083-nucleotide messenger RNA. RefSeq names its product WD repeat-containing protein 57. NCBI's taxonomy places the organism in Eukaryota, Fungi, Ascomycota, Eurotiomycetes, Onygenales, Arthrodermataceae. Bases 1 to 1083 code for a protein of 360 amino acids. Gene Ontology annotation, cellular component: catalytic step 2 spliceosome. Gene Ontology annotation, molecular function: protein binding; RNA binding. The transcript has 4 exons. The record is from RefSeq and is a predicted model, not a curated record.
AUGUCUGCAGAAAAGAGGCUAGCCCACGACUCUCUGGGGUCUGUACAACUUGUUAAGCGUCAACGAUCAGAUAGCAAUCUAAACCAGAGUGCCGUUGCUAUAUCAAGUGGCACCGGGAAGAAUGGCUCCCUUAUACAGUUUGUACCCCGGACAAGUGGCCUCGCUGCUCCCAUAAUGGAACUUACAGGCCAUUCUGGCGAGGUCUUUUCUACCCGAUUUGAUCCUGCAGGUCAUCUUAUAGCUUCUUCAGGAAUGGACCGAUCUAUACUAUUAUGGCGAACAUACGGCAAUUGCGAAAAUUAUGGUAUCCUCACUGGCCACAAAGGUGCUGUUCUCGACCUGCAGUGGUCGCGCGACUCAAAUACCUUGUUUUCCGCUUCCGCAGACAUGACGCUGGCGAGUUGGGACCUUGAAUCAGGCACACGCAUAAGGCGCUAUAUGGAUCACACAGAAAUUGUCAACUGUCUAGAUAUCAGCCGGCGUGGCCAGGAGCUCCUAAUUAGUGGCAGCGAUGAUGGGAGUAUCGGUAUCUGGGAUCCUCGCCAAAAGACAGCUAUUGAUUACCUUGAAUCUUCCUCCGCAAUGCCCGUGACUGCUGUUGCCAUCUCUGAAGCUGGGAACGAGAUAUAUGCGGGCGGUAUUGAAAACGAUAUACACGUCUGGGAUAUUCGGAAGCGUGCUGUCACAUAUUCCAUGAUUGGACAUACAGAUACAAUUUCCUCUUUGCAGAUUUCCCCGGACUCCCAGACCCUCUUAUCUAACUCCCAUGAUUCGACAGCACGGACAUGGGAUAUCCGUCCUUUUGCACCUGCAGAUCGUCAUAUUAGAACUUUCGAUGGAGCGCCGACAGGCCUCGAAAAGAAUUUGAUUCGUGCCAGUUGGGAUGCGAAGGGUGAGAUGAUCGCGGCAGGCAGCGGGGACAGAAGUGUUGUUGUGUGGGAUGUCAAGACCGGAAAACUACUAUACAAACUCCCUGGUCACAAGGGAACCGUGAAUGAUGUGCGAUUCACGCCGGCCGAUGAACCCAUCAUUGUAUCUGGCUCAUCUGACCGAACGGUUAUGCUUGGCGAACUUGGGAAAUGA